ACUCAGAAAAGCAGUUAAGAAAACACAGGUAAAAUCCCUAAAGUAAGACCCCACGCACUUGUGUCUUCUGCUUACCUCGCUCGCUGCCGCUGCUCCCGGGUAUCUAACAGUAUGGAUAGUGGAGCUCCUACGGUGCACUUGAAUCAAUGCCAAAUGCCUUCCUGCAAAUCUAGUGCGAAAAAUGAGGAGCUUUGCGUUAACAAGGUGAAUAUACAGGUAGUUGAGCAACCGGUAGUUGUUGAAGGUGAAGGGAGAGGUUCUCUAGGGCCUAAAACUCCGAUUGUUAGCAGAGAUAACGGAUGUGACUGUAAUUCUCCUCUCACAGUGGUAAACAAAAUGCCAAACAUCUCUUCCGAUGAUUCUCUUUGCAAAAUAACCACAGAUGUCUCUCUUCUGAUUGAUCAGAGCAGUCCUCGAACUCCCAAAGAAAGCGUAUUUGAUCCAUUUGCACCUGGCCCGGAAGACAAGGUCUUGGCUCCCAUCUGUAACAAAUAUGCUGAUGCAAUGAGGAUUAGUGUUGCACGUUGCCUAAGCUUCGAUUCUCUGCUCCAAGUUAGAAAAGAUUUAAGUCGCCCUUUUGAUGUGGAAUCCCUUUCAGAUGAAGAGAUGUUCGAAUCAGUUUAUGAGAAUCUCUUAGAAGCUAUUGUUUCCACACAGACAGAAGCUGCUCUUGCUGAAAUUUCUAUUGUAAAUUUGGAUGCUGAUACUUGUAAUACGCCUCUGCAUUCAACUCCCCUGAGUGGCAUCGCUGAUACUUGUCCUGGAGCUCCCUUGAAACUUGCUGGGAAAUCUAGAAAAAUUGACUUGGGAUUGUGCAAAAAGCUUGAGUUCUGACCGUACUGGAACAUUGAUAUGGAGUUCAUGUCUCCACAAGCAGAAAGCUAUACAGUGAAGCUGGUAACUAAUUUUGUAUUUGUGCUAAUAUUAAUAUCCUAACAUUUCUGCCUCUAAUUUAGGACUCAUGGAUCCGCCAGAAAUUGUUUUGACAUGGAAUGAUUGUCUGUUACCAAGUUUGUUGUCUAGGUAGUGAUAUAGUUCCAUUGUAUAGCAUUUGAUAAAAUAAUUACAUUUGAAUUUUUGCGAACACGUCGUUCUCGGUUUUUAAGUGUGGCAAUAAUUACUUUCUGAUCUUUUUUGCUCCCUUCCGCACCGUGCCCCAAGUAAAAGAGAAAAUCUGCAUCUUAUAUGUGCUACGUUUAGUCAUAUAUCCAAAUUUAUCUGUAUCUUGUCAUUUUUGUCGACAUUGUUUGGCUGCCGAAGUAAAAGAACAAUCUCAUAUUAGAUGUUA
This is a messenger RNA of Carica papaya (papaya), 1288 nucleotides long. Its product is annotated as cyclin-dependent protein kinase inhibitor SMR11-like. The record is from RefSeq and is a predicted model, not a curated record. NCBI's taxonomy places the organism in Eukaryota, Viridiplantae, Streptophyta, Magnoliopsida, Brassicales, Caricaceae.